Molecule: messenger RNA, 6954 nt
Organism: Vespa crabro (European hornet)
Lineage: Eukaryota; Metazoa; Arthropoda; Insecta; Hymenoptera; Vespidae
Product: protein groucho-like
Exons: 13
Coding region: 2703-5084 (793 amino acids)
Biological process (GO): regulation of DNA-templated transcription; negative regulation of canonical Wnt signaling pathway
Cellular component (GO): nucleus; transcription regulator complex
Molecular function (GO): protein binding; transcription corepressor activity
Source: RefSeq, a predicted model, not a curated record
UCAGCCCGGUGACGGCCAUUUUGCGAAAAACUUUCGAUUUGUUUGCACGCGUCGGUCGAAGCAGGGAGACGAACGACGGCUAAUACUCGCGCGUAUGUACGGCACGCCGCGAUUUCGUCGAUCUAUCCACCUAUCUAUCGCUCGAACGAUCAUCCUCCCGUCUCCUUCUCGAUAUGUACUUUACUCACUCACUCACUCACUCACUCACUCACUUACUUACCUGCACUCGGAAUCGUCCUAAGAAUCGUACAAUAUCAAGAUCGUUUCGACUUUCUUCGUCGAUCCUUUUCCGAUCGAUAUCUAAACUUUGAAUUAUCUGGUAGAAUCGAGGCAUCGGCCGUUAAUACUCGUUUGAAGGAAAAAUUAAUGGGUGUAAUCAUUAAUGGGCGACAAACGUGUAGAAUUACUUUCGUUGAGUCAGUCGCUAUUUUUAAAUCUCAUCUCUGGCGUAUCUUUUCGCGUAAUGCAAAGAAAAUCGGGGUGCCUUGAACGGAGAUGCGGCUAAAUAGACACAAACACACACACACACACACACACACACACACAGAGAGAGAGAGAAACUUUGACGAAAUAUUCACAGACCUUCCUCUUAUCGGCGAUGAGCCACGCACAAAGUCGUGACUAAUUUCGAUCGUUUGUAGAACCCUCCAAUGACGAGCGUAUAUACACAGGAGUCGCGCAACUUCUCCUUCGUAUGUACUCUCGGAACGCGACGAGAAGCAUAAAGUCGUAAAACGACACUAGCGAGUUUGAGCGUGCUAACGUGACGCGUUUUAGAUACGCGACGGAAAGAGAAAAAAAUAACAAUAGAAAAUAGAAGGCGUUUCUUCUUCUUUUUGAUAAGAGAGUCGAAUGCUUCGUCAUCGAUUCGAUCUCCGUCCUGUCGAAAAAUGAAAACGUCGAGUUCGAUCGUGUUAACUCGGUAGAGAGCAUUAAAAUCAACUUGGGUGAGAAACAUCCAAACGUCGGAAAAUGCGAAAGGGCAUGCACGCGCCACCGUGUACAUGUAAGUGAAGAGACCGAGAGAAAGAGAGAGGGGGAGAGUAAAGUACUACCGAAAGAGGGGGCCCAUCAGAAAGGGGAGAGCAUCGCAGCGACGUUUUAACGAGCCGUGAUUUUCGUGCUCGCCUUUUCGAGGCCCUUACGUAACGCGACUUAAUUGUGAAGGAGCUAUCGCGCCAGUUAAUACGAGCCUCGAGGAUGAAGAGAAAGAGAGACAGAGAGAGAGAGAGAGAGAGAGUGAUCGUCGAGAAGGAGAUGGAGACGAAGCAGAAGAACGACGACGACGACGACGAAGAGGAGAAAGACGACGACGACGACGACGACGACGACGACGACGACGACGACGACGUCGUUCGAGGGUCUAAGUGCGGUGAAGCGAGGCAGCAUUGCUGCCGAAAGAAAGAACGAGCGAUACGUAAGAGAAAGAGAGAGAGAGAGAGAGAGAGCGCGGCGGUGCGAGCGAGAAAAGUCCCGACGACGGGGAAGAGAGAGAGAGAGAGAGAGAGAGAGAGAAGGAGAGCGAGUAAGAGUCCCGUCGAGUGGGGAGAAUCGCCGCGCGGCUACGAGGAGGGGAUACGAUCCCCACCACUUCGUCGUCCAUCAGUCGCGCCGAGCACGUCGUCGGAAGAGGUUCUUUCUCUUCGUGCGUUCUCGGAGGUCUACAACGCUUCGAAAAUCGUGCGUUCUUCGUUCGCCUAGCGAGCGUUGAGAAUUAAAUUAGCCGGUUCGAAGUCCGUUGAGUUUGAAACGCGAGUGAGUGCACAAGUUGCUUUGAUAAGUGUGCAGUGCAUCGGCGAAAGCGCCGUGCCCAGUGAGUACGGUUGUGAGUUUUGUUUCUCUCGGUGUGAAACUGUGACGAAGAGUAACGGAAUCAUAUUCCGUCGAAUACAAUUCGGGACAGGAGAGAUAUCGAGAGAAGGAAUUAUCUAGGAAAUUUGUAGUCGUCCUUGUCAUCGUUGUCACGCGGUAAGAGAAACUCGUUGCCGUUCCGAAAAAGCGUCCUUUCGUUUGGCGUCUUUCCGGGUCCGUUUCUCGCGGUUCCUCUCGUCUCGGUGGCCGCCGUAGCUCUCUGCUUUACCGACCGACGCCGACCGAAGUGGGAAAAGGACGCGACGCUUCUAGCCGGCUACGGCGUCGUGGCAUCGCCGCCGCCGCCGCCGCCGCCGCCGCCGCCUUGUUUUCUCCCCCUCCCCUCCUCCUCGCCCUUAUCUUUGUUGUCGUCGUCGUCGUCGUCGUCGUCGUCCUCGUUGCCGUCGCCGACAACGUCGUUGGCUUCGCGAUCUCGACGCGAGCCGGUUCGAUGAGAAAGGAAGGUGCCGAGAACGGACGUUUAACGUGCCGAUGGAUCCUCCUCGUCGAAAAGAAAACAGCGUGAUCGUCGUUCGGACGGACGCCUGGAUCGUCCACGAGAAUCUUCCUACGAAGGCACGCCGUUCCAGUUGUUCCAGUCGUUCCAGCCGUUCCGAUCGUUCCUCCUUGACGGAAUAGCCCGCGCGAAUUUUUCGCCGUUCGAAUUCGGCGCUACUGUUUAGUUCCUUUUUUUUUUUUUUAACUUUCUAUACACGUCCUUCGAAACGUCGUUGGUUAUCCUUUCGCGCUUCGGUGCGUUGCCAUGACGCGACCUUGACGAGCCCGAAUUCUUUGGAUAUUUUGUUCGUGCGAGAAGGGAGACAACCGAGACCAGGACAAGGAAUAUUAUUAUGUAUCCCAGUGCUGGAAUCAACGCGGCUGCGGUGGCCGCUGCUGCCGCGAGGCAUCCGGGUCCUCCGCAGCCUGGGCAACCGUUCAAGUUUUCGGUCAGUGAGUCUUGCGACCGAAUAAAGGAAGAAUUUAGUUUUCUACAGGCGCAAUAUCACAGCAUUAAGUUGGACCUGGAGAAGCUUGCUCAGGAGAAGACGGAAAUGCAGCGUCAUUAUGUAAUGUACUACGAGAUGUCGUACGGGCUCAACGUGGAGAUGCAUAAACAAACGGAAAUAGCAAAAAGGUUGAACGCCAUAAUCGCACAGAUUCUACCCUUCCUCUCUCAGGAACAUCAACAGCAAGUCGCCACUGCUGUUGACAGAGCCAAGCAAGUAACCAUGACCGAGCUGAAUGCUAUUAUCGGGCAACAGAGGCCCGAUUUACCGAGGCUUCUUCAACAGAUGCACGCUCAACAAUUGCCACCGGGUGCCGCGAUGGGGCCUCAUCCAGGAAUUCCCGGACUCCCAGGAUUGGGACCUGGUGCUGGUCUGCCAGUACCCACCUCGGCGUCCGCGGCCCUUUUGGGGCUCGGUUUGCCCCCAGGUGCUGCAGCAACUCCUGGAGGUUCUGCGGCUCAUCCUCUUUCGAUGUUGACCAAGCCGGACCUUCAUCGAGGUCAACCGGACGAUCUCAAACCUAACGGAGGCCUUAACCCAGCCGAGGAAAGGCAUUUUUUAACGUUUCAGAGGAGCUCGAUAUCGCCGGCGGAACGCGAAAAGUACAGUAGGCCCCGUAGCACACCGGAUCCUCAGCAUCACGAGCACCUACACUUGAAAAAGAUGAAGAAGGAGCAAGACAAGGAUAUAGGCCAUCAAAGCGAUGGUGAAAAGAGCGACCAGGACUUGGUGGUCGACGAUGCUAGCGAAGGACCGACGAGUCCUGCUGCGAAUGGUACUACCUCACCGAGAGAGAAUGGCCUUGACAAGUUAGGACCUUCCUCGGUGCCGUUGAGCGGACAAGUCAAAAAGGAAGUACCACCUCCAUCGCCUAGAAGCGGUACCAGUAGCAACGCAAGUACCCCGUCAGCAAAGAAAAUGGAGGAACGAGAAAAAGCUACCACUCCUAUUUCAAAACCAGUUACGCCUACUUCGGCAGGUGGCAGUAGUUCGGGUUCGGGUGGUCUAAAGCCAUCGAGUUCUAGUAAGCCUCUUGUCUCCGCUUCGGCGGUAGGCCCCUAUCCACCUCAUUAUCCUCCGCCUCAUCAUCCGCCCGCAGGACCUCACGUGGAUAUGCUCGGCUAUCCUCCUGCCGCUUUGAACGGAUAUCCCGCUAGACCGCCACUUCAACAGCUUUAUGAUCCUCACGGUAGUAUGAGAGCACCACUCGGACCACUCGGUGUACCCGGUGGAAAACCAGCCUACAGCUUCCACGUAUUGAGCGACGGACAAAUGCAACCGGUACCGUUUCCGCCUGACGCUCUCGCAGCACCAGGAAUACCCAGACACGCGCGUCAAAUAAAUACUCUCACUCACGGCGAAGUGGUCUGUGCGGUGACGAUCUCGAAUCCGACCAAGUACGUUUACACCGGUGGCAAAGGGUGCGUCAAGGUCUGGGACAUCAGUCAAGGCGGGAGCGGCAGCGCAAAGCCGGUUUCCCAACUCGAUUGCCUCCAACGAGACAAUUACAUCAGAUCGGUCAAACUGUUACCGGACGGUAGAACGCUCAUCGUGGGUGGUGAAGCGAGCAACUUGAGCAUCUGGGAUCUUGCGAGUCCAACGCCGAGAAUCAAAGCGGAAUUAACAUCUUCCGCGCCUGCCUGUUACGCUUUAGCGAUUUCUCCGGACUCGAAGGUCUGCUUCAGUUGCUGCAGCGACGGAAAUAUCGCCGUGUGGGAUCUUCAAAAUCAAACGUUGGUUAGACAAUUUCAAGGUCACACGGACGGUGCCUCUUGCAUCGACAUAUCUGCGAAUGGCUCGAAACUCUGGACCGGUGGUCUCGACAAUACAGUACGUUCCUGGGAUCUUCGAGAGGGUAGACAGCUACAGCAACACGAUUUCACGUCGCAAAUAUUUUCUCUCGGUUAUUGUCCGAACGACGAAUGGCUCGCGGUCGGAAUGGAAAAUUCAAACGUCGAAGUUCUUCACGCAACGAAACCUGACAAAUUCCAACUUCAUUUGCACGAAUCUUGUGUCCUUUCGUUACGUUUUGCCUCCUGUGGCAAAUGGUUCGUUUCAACUGGCAAAGAUAAUUUGUUGAAUGCUUGGCGCACGCCGUACGGAGCAUCGAUAUUCCAGUCAAAGGAAUCAUCGUCGGUGCUCAGCUGCGACAUCUCCAAUGACGACAAGUACAUAGUGACAGGAUCAGGCGACAAAAAAGCGACCGUCUACGAAGUGAUUUAUUGAGUCGUUCUUUCGAUAACGCUUCAACAUUCGAAGAACAUUGAACACGUGGGAAUUUCAAUGUACGUCGCGUUAUGCGUCAAGAUUUAAGACAGUAUAUGUUUCUUGAAUGACAACUCAAAGUUUGUUCGUCGACCGAUAGAAGAGAUCACUUAUCGAUCACGGUGCAGACGAAGUUGAGAAAACCUCUUGUUGCCUCUUAAGGAGAACGGACGGAAAACAAGAUGGACGCUAAAACCCGAAUUAAAGAAAUACCAACGUUCGCGAUGAUGAGAAAAAUGAAAAUUGCAUCGCUCGUAUGUUGGACGAACGUUGCGUUAUGAGUAUACACACACACACACACAUACGCGCGCACAGCACACGCACGCACACACACACACACACACAUAUAAAUAUAUAUGUGUGUAUAUAUAUAUAUAUAUAUAUAUAUAUAUAUAUAUAUAUAUAUAUAUAUAUAUAUAUAUAUAUAUAUAUAGCUAGACAGAGAUACAGACGAGAAACGCUUAGUUAUUUAAGAUUGUAUAGGAAAAAUUGGUAAUAAGUAGGUACGAACGAUGAAGGAGACGUAAAGAUUCUUGUACGAAAUUCUCUCUAAACGAUAGGAGAUAAAAGUCCGACGGAGCGUGUAAUAUGUUGCUAAUGUAAUAUAGAAGACUCGAUGCUAUAAGUAUAUCUUUUACGUGUGAUUGCGAGAGAAGCGAUCGAUCGAUGAAUCGAUCGAUCGAUCGAUAUCGUGCACUUUAUCGUACGCGUCGUUCUCCAUUUUCGCGCUUGAUCCUGAUCGAUCGUAAAAUCGACAAGGGUGCUCGGCGACGCGUUGAACACCGGUCUAGUGUGUCGACUCGUCGAAAGUAGGAAUGUGUGUCGUGAUACAGAAUUAUACAUAAGAAAUACAAGAACAAGACAACAAAAUAUAUCGAAGACGCGUAUAAAAAGAGCGUUUAUGCCAAAACAAUACGAAUGUAACGUUUAUGGAUGGAAUCAUUUGUCGAUCGCACUGUGAUGUUUAGAAAAAGCCCAAGUAUAUAAGAAGCAUGAUGACUGGUUCGUAUUUCAAAUGAGGAAGAGUAUGCAAUUUGAUUUAGAAGAUGUUUAAUUCGAUUAUUAUUUCAGUGUCGAUCAUCGAUCACCGAUGAGGACUUUACGAACGACAUUGAAUUGUUUUUAAAUCUAUUUCCAUUUCAUUUUAUGUUAACGAGCGCGUACUCGAAAUGGUUUAGGCAUCACGUCCGAUAAAUCGACGAGCUCGUACGCGUAAGCCCGUUAUUUCUCGCAGUAAGCAUUGUCUCGAGCGUAUCUCUGAACUCUCGUUAGUCCUUUUACAACUGCCAGUCUCUUACUACGUGCGAAUGUGUUCAUAGGAUCGCGAUCGCGUGCGUGCAGCUUGAACGUGCGUACGACGUGUGUACUACGAGUAUAAUAUAUGUUAUUUUACAGAUCGCGUAUGUAUGUAUGUAAGUUCGACGAGCGGUUUACUGCAGCAAAUGCGAGUCGAUUCGCGUGCGAGACUCAUUCUUUUUUGUUCAUAUCGAUAAAAGAAAAUGAUUUUGUCUUAUAGAUAGGCAUAUUUCACUGUGACGCAAACAUCGAUCGAAAAAUAAAAUGCGUGCCCACGACGCCUUCGUUAAUACGUACAUACAUACGUAUUUUAGAAAACAAAUAUUUGACAAAUUAUUUUUAUGACCGUAAACUUAGAUUUAGGCCAUCGCGCAUCGGCAGAUUCGGUCGGCGUACGAGCUUGCAUCCGUAUCAUCGACUCGCGCGAAGCCAACGAUAGCGAUUUGCUCGUACCACUCUAUCUCUUCUAUUUCUCCCUCUCCCACUCUUUCUAUCUAUACCUCUCUGCGCUAAUUAAAAAGAUGUCGAAAGAGAA